Gigantopelta aegis is the source of this 453-nucleotide messenger RNA. Its product is annotated as beta-1,3-galactosyl-O-glycosyl-glycoprotein beta-1,6-N-acetylglucosaminyltransferase 4-like. Gene Ontology annotation, cellular component: membrane. Gene Ontology annotation, molecular function: acetylglucosaminyltransferase activity. Lineage: Eukaryota; Metazoa; Mollusca; Gastropoda; Neomphalida; Peltospiridae. The transcript has a single exon. The record is from RefSeq and is a predicted model, not a curated record. The coding region runs from base 1 to 453 and encodes 150 amino acids.
AUGCUACUUAAAGCGAUCUAUCGACCCCAGAACCUGUACUGUCUACAUUUGGACACGUACUCUGGCAAUGAUAUUCGAAGUGCGGCAAAAUCCUUAGCUGCUUGCUUCAAUAAUGUCUUCCUUGCCUCAAGGUCAGAGUACGUCACCUAUGGGGGUUUCUCUCGUCUGCGCGCCGACAUCAAUUGCAUGGAGGACCUACUUUCCAAGACACAGAAAUGGAAGUACAUGAUUAACCUUCCUCGACAAGAAUAUCCCUUGAAAACUAAUAUAGAACUCGUAAAGAUAUUGAAAAUUUACAAUGGCUCCAACGACAUUGAAGGCAUCACAGGCAAAAGGAUGUUGCCAAUUCGCUAUCAGUAUAAGCAGGAGUAUGUCUCCAGUAAUUCGGGUAGAAGCUUGCUACUUGGCACCCGUGAACUGAAGGAGAAAUCCCGUAUAACAUCACCAUUGUGA